AUGUUCCUUUAUAUGACAUCAUCUUUUAUUCGGAUGCCAGUUUACAACUCUAUGAUGUAUGAGAAAGUUUGUUGGCAUCGGUUUGAUGUAUGUUCAAGAUCAAGAUUCAAAUAAUCACCAUUUUCUUUUACAGUAUGACAACUCCACAGUUGACUGUACAAAUUCCACACAAAUCAGGAGUGACACGGAUAUCCACGAAGAUUUUAACAGGUUCUAUCUGACUUCAUCGUUGUGUUUACUCGUCCCAUCACUUGUGUUUACUGCAUUGUUGGGUUCUUGUAAGUUUGAUGUUGUUGAUCAUCAUGCCGAAUAUAAAUUAGGUGUGUAAUAUCAAUUUGCAUUGCAGUAAGUGACGCCUGGAGCAGUAAGAAAGCGAUGGUAGUCCCUUUCGUCGGCCUCAUGCUUUGCAAUAUCAACUAUGUUAUUCAAGCCAGUUUUAUGCACUUUGAUCCCUAUUAUGUUGUUAUAAGCGAUGUUUUGUUUGGAAUUUUUGGUGGAUACUCUGCAAUUAUCAGUAGGUUGCUUUGGUUCUUAAUGGACAAAUAAUUUGACAUUGUUUCAGGCACAAUGUUUUCUCAUUCGAUUAAGGUUACAAGCUUUGAAGAUCGAAGUGAAAGGGUGGCCCUAUUGGAAGGAGCCAUUGGCCUCGGUGCUACGAUCGGAUCCUUCACUUCAGGAAGUCUUAGACAGUAAGCGCAUCAUUAGUAAACACACGGCUGCUGCUUGUUUUAGAGCCACCAGUUAUGCAGUGGCCUUCAUCAUAAUAGGUAUCCUCAACUUUCUCUCUGCAGUCUAUAUUAUGAUCUUUGCCGAGGACCCACCAUUAAUGGACAAUGGAGAGAAUAGAAGUAAGAGUAAUGCUUUUGAAGGCCUUGAAUUGAAAUUAUUUUUGGAGGGAGUUAAUUCUAAGAAAAAAAUAAAUUUCAGAUCAAAUGUCGUCGAUCGCUGAUGGAAUCAAGAAACGAUUAAUGGAUUAUGGCCGGAUAUUCACCGUGACCAGAGAAAGUUGUCUGAGGGGACUGAUCUUCGCCUCAUUUUUGGCCUUGUCGAUAGAAUUGUUCUCUUAUUCGGGAGUAUCGGACAUCUUGUUCUCGUUCCUCCUUCACCGAUUCGCCUGGACUGACAAGGAAUAUGGAUUCUUUAGGGGACUAUCGAGCGCGCUGGGGUGCGUUAUGGUAAGUACUAUACUGCGGGACUAAAGUUUGGAACAGGCUAUAUUUUCUUUGCGGCUUGAGAUCGGAGUUUCAUUUCUUUUCUAUAAGAAUCGGAAUAUAUUAAAACCCCAUAAUGGAUGCAUAGCCGUAGAAAUCAGAAAGCUCAUAUGAGCAAAAAACAAAAUUUUUAAAAAUAGGUGGGACAAAAGUUUGGAACAGGGUUAGGAAUGCGAUCAUAAAUUUCGCAGUAUAGUCAAAAACUCAUAGGCUUUGGUAUUUUUAGAUGCUGCGAGGUGUCAGGAUCUCAACAACAUACUGAUUUUCAUCGAUGAACUCAAAAUGAAAAAAAUUCUUAUUGAGCCAACAAUGACGGUCAAACUUGCGAAAAAAAAUUAUUUUUUGGGUUGGGUUCUCUAUGUUAUCGGUGUGUAAGCAUUCUAAAAUAUUUGAUAUGGUCGUAUAACCGUACAAAGACACUCAGAUAUCCGCAUAGGAACCUUAUCCGCACAGUAUAAUUUAUGAAAAUUUUGGAAUGUGCUUCGAAUCUUGGUCUAAUGAAUUUCAGAUUUUUUGUAUGACGACAUGAAGACUAAUUGGCCCUUUUAUGAUCACUGUGAGAUAAAAAAGUAUCUUCACAAAGCGAAACCUGACCGCAAUUUGCAAUAUCCCACGCCAGAUGUUUCAAACAUUUAAAAAAAUUUUCGGUCACCAAAAUCAAUGUUUAUAUCGACCUGGAUUCCUAGUAUGAUACAUUGUAGAGUUGGCUAACAAAACUAUAUCAGUGUGGUAAGGAUAAAGGCAUUUAGUUUGGCGCCAUAUGGCGACCUAAAAUUAAGGUAAAAAAUAUGGGUCAUCUUAACAUCUCAUAUGUCCGGGCUUUUCGAAGUUGUGGCGUUUCGUGUUGCAAAUAGCGGUUGGUUUUUGUUUCUUGAAGAUACCUUUUCAUCCCACAAAACCUAAGAAAAGGCCAAUUAGCCAUCAAGCCGCCUUAUAAAAAAUAUAAAAAUCAUUGAACCAAGAUUUGAGGCACAACUCAAAAUUUUCAUAAUUUAUACUAUGCGUAUACGGUGCCAAUGGGAGGAUGUGACUAUCUGUAUGAGAUUAUGCGACCAUAAUUGAUAUUUUAGAAUGCUAAUACAUCGAUAACAUUGGUAACCCAACCCAAAAAAUAAUUUUUUUUCGCAAGUUUGACCGUCAUUGUUGGCUCAAUAAGAAUUUUUUUCAUUUUGAGUUCAUCGAUGAAAAUCAGUAUGUCGUUGAGAUCCUGACUCCUCGCAGCAUCUAAAAAUACCAAAGCCUAGGAGUUUUUGACUAUACUGCGAAAUUUAUGAUCGCAUUCCUAACCCUGUUCCAAAAUUUUGUCCCACCUAUUUUUAAAAAUUUUGUUUUUUGCUCAUAUGAGCUUUCUGAUUUCUACGGCUAUGCAUCCAUUAUGGGGUUUUAAUAUAUUCCGAUUCUUAUAGAAAAGAAAUGAAACUCCGAUCUCAAGCCGCAAAGAAAAUAUAGCCUGUUCCAAACUUUAGUCCCGCAGUAUAUGAUGUGUUUAUCAUGAUUUAUGAAGAAAUGUGUAUGAUUUUAUAUUGUAGACUCUAGUUGGAUAUCCAUUGCUUCGAAAAAGAGCUAACUGGUCCAACGCCAGCCUUGCCAUCCUUGGAGUCCUUAUGAAAAUGAUCUUCCUUAUUGUCCUGGCCACAUCUUACAGUGAAUUCCUCACUUAUCUCACAGUUAUCCCUCAAAGUUUCACUCGGUUCGUUGCCAGUGGCCUCAGGGCAAUGAUUGGACAAUUUAUUUUGGACUCAGAACAGGGUAAGGAAUAUAAUUUUUGAUUUGCUUUUUGGAAUUUCUGGGCGUUGAUACAGUAAUUUUUUAAUUUUUAGGAAGAAUCUUCGCUCUAAUAGCUGUUGUUGAGAGCAUCGCAUCAAUCUUUGCCACCACCAUCUUCAAUGGAUUAUAUCCAAAGACGUUGGACACAUUUGACGGGUUGAUCUUUCUUUGCACAGCGAUUGCUCUCUCAUUGCCGUUGUUUAUCAUACUGUAAGAAUUUUUUUGAAGGUGUUUGACAGUCAUUUGAAAUCUAACUUGAUAUUUUAGUGGUGUCCGUCGGAAAAUGAAGACAGCAUGGGCAGAUGACGAAGAACUGGAACGUUUACGAAGAGAAUAG
This is a messenger RNA of Bursaphelenchus xylophilus (pine wood nematode), 3315 nucleotides long. The record is from the annotation of a GenBank genome assembly. Lineage: Eukaryota; Metazoa; Nematoda; Chromadorea; Rhabditida; Aphelenchoididae.